CUGAGCCAGGGGUUCCUCUGCGGAGUGUGAAAGUGACAGCUGGGCAGAGGGGAGUCCCGGAGGAGUACACCGCCCCUCCUUGCUCCUGCACAGCCCCAGGCUGCAGCCCGGGCCCCUGCACGCUCCCGCGGGGUUCGGAUCCUGCCCAGCCCCAGGCGCUGCACCCAACCUUUCCUCCCGGUCCCCCGUCCUCAGCCGCCGCGGGGCCCCCGGCUGCCUCCGCCGCCCCGGGGAGCCCCUCUGCCCCCGUGCCCUAUGGAUUGCAGCCGUCCCGUGGGAGGAGGUGCCAUGCCCUGUGGGUGCCCGGGGCCCUGCCAUCGGCUGCGCCGGGCAGCGCUGGAGUAACCCCCCGAGCCUUGGAUUGGUGGAGGGAGCGAGGGACGCCCGGGAUCCGGCCCGCCGCGCUGGCGGGAAGGCGGCUCUGCCCCUCACCUAACCCUGCUCCGGCGGGGCGCUGCCCGGCACCAUGGACAGUAUCCUGGAGCCCUUCCCCUCCGAGCGCCUCUUCCCCGGAGGCGGCUCCGGCUUCCUGGACCUGGGCGACCUGAACGAAGCGGAUUUCCUCAGCAAUGUGCAUUUCUCCGAGCAUCUGGAUCAUUUCUCUGAGAACAUGGAGGAUUUCUCCAAUGAACUCUUCAACAGUUUCUUUGAUGAUCCAAUGUUGGCUGAAAAGAACCCUUUACUGGACAUGGACUUGGACCCUCCUACUCCGGGCAUCCAGGCAGAGCACAGCUACUCGCUCAGUGGAGAUUCUGCUCCCCAGAGCCCCCUCAUGCCUAUCAAGACUGAAGAUAAUGCCAAUGACCUGGAGAGUGGAGUGUGGUCCCUUGGGCACAAGCUAUGCUCCAUUAUGGUGAAGCAGGAACAGAACCUGGCUCCAGAACUUCCUGAAUCCCAGCUUGCAGCCAGCUUAGUGCCAGCGCUGAACCUCAACCCACUACAGAGACUGCCAGCACCUGAGGAGACUCCAGUAGAAAUGACUCCAGCACCUGUGAUCAAAGCUGAGCCCAAAGAAGUGAACCAGUUUCUAAAUGUACCAGCAGAUGACUUGGUGCAGAUGCCUCCAACACCUCCCAGCAGCCAUGGUAGUGAUAGUGAUGGAUCCCAGAGUCCGCGGUCCCUGCCUCCCUCCAGCCCAGCCCGGCCAGCUGCUCGCUCUUCCAGUGCAAUCUCCACCUCGCCUCUCCUCACAGCACCACACAAGUUACAAGGGACGUCAGGCCCCCUGCUCUUGACUGAGGAGGAGAAACGCACCCUGAUUGCCGAGGGCUACCCCAUCCCUACCAAGCUGCCCCUCACCAAAGCAGAGGAGAAAGCACUGAAGAGGGUCAGGAGGAAAAUCAAGAAUAAGAUCUCUGCUCAGGAGAGUCGCAGGAAGAAGAAGGAAUAUGUGGAGUGUCUAGAGAAAAAAGUUGAGACUUUCACAUCUGAAAACAAUGAACUGUGGAAAAAAGUGGAGACCUUAGAAAAUGCAAACAGGACUCUGCUCCAGCAAUUACAGAAGCUCCAGGCCCUAGUGGCUGGGAAGGUCUCCAGACCAUAUAAAAUGGCUUCCACACAGACCGGAACCUGCCUAAUGGUACUGGUGCUGUGCUUUGUUCUGGUCCUGGGAUCCAUGAUGCCAUGUCUCCCAGAAUUCUCCUCCACAUCACAGACAGUGAAAGCAACUCCGGCACCAGACAUUUAUACAACCAGUAAAAUUCAGUCCCGGAGCCUCCUGUUCUAUGACGAGGGUGCUGGCUCCGUAGAGGAAGGCUACAGCUCCUUCCUCCCUGUGGAGCAUCCUGUGGGCCGGGAGACGGAUGAAGGGCAAUCUGAGGAGAGGAGACCUCAGAAGCGCAUACUGGGCCACCUGGCCAGGGCCCACGAGACAGCCAAGUACCUGAGCAAAUCCCAGCUGGGGGCCCCGGACCAGAACCAAACUGACCCAACUCUGACUCACCUCAAAGAGCAGAUCCAGGAGAGGGAGGCACGCUCCAGUGACGCAGCUGAAUCUUUGUAGCAGUUGCCGAACCUCAAGGCCUCGUCCCUCUGGAUGCAGACUCCCCUCCUCGCUGAGUGAUUGAGGGGACUUGGUGGGAGAGGACACUGCAUUCAGACACUGCCAUGCUGGUCUUGGGUUCAGCCUGUCACUUCCCCACAGCCCAUGUUAGUGCUGAUCUCUUGGAUGAGAUUCACAGUCACUGCCAGAACCAGGGAUUGUGUCUGCCCAAGCCCUUCUCUCCUCCCUGUGUGAGCAUUGCCUCACCAGUGUGUGUUCACCCUGUUGCUGGGCUGGAGGAGGAGGAGAUCUGUAUGUGACCUCAGAGGUAUCCAACUCAUUCCCCAAAGCCUCCAGAUUCAGGGGGCAGUGCCCAAUUCUGUACCCCUUGCUCAUGUCAGAUGCACUUGAAGGAAAGAGAGCUAAGUUUAUUACCUAGCUGAGAGGCUAUGGCCAUGGUAACUUUGGGGUUAGUCUCCUAGAGAAUUUGGGAGUGAGAUAAUUUCCUCCCCUCACUCCAUGGCUAAUAUGCUUCUGCCUCAGCUGAGAGAAGACCUACCUUGAUCUAGUUGUCUUUUGAUGGAUUGCCCACGUAACUUCCAUUCUGAUCAUCUGCAGAGAUCAGUGCACAGAUUUUGUGGGGAAGACUCCAAACUCUGAUAAAUUGACUUAAAAUUCAGUCCGCAGCUCUUGGAGAAACCAGAGCUCCCUAAGACAGAGCACGAUCCUCCCUGCCCACUCGCCACAGACCCUUCCUAAUGGGACGAAGUUCUCCGUCGUGUGAUGGUGAGGCCCCAGUAUCCACAAUAAAUGGAAUAAAUGUGGCUCACCAAAGAGAGCUGUGGGUCUCCACUCUCUAGAUGCUGGCACCAAAGUUACCAGGCUCUUCACCCCUUUAACUCCAGGACUUGCUGAAUCUGGUGUUGAAACUGUCUUAUCUCUAGCUCUGUGUCAGAGGCCUCACUCCAACCCAGAGAGGUUCCCCCCUCCCCACAAAAUCUCCCUGUAGCUACCCGGAAAGGCCCUGCUGGAAGAGUUGCAUGUUUCCUUGCUCCUCUUCCUUCAGCUGCCCCUUGUUAAAAGAACUGUUCCAGGCCCAGUGCCUGGAGCCAUCCCUGAGGCCAGACCUUGUCUGGGUUGCCCUACUUUUGUAAAUAGGAGUUACCAUGUCCUUGCCCAUUCUCACUCUCCUCCAGACACUUCUUUGGCUCAUUUUUCUCAACUUCCCCCAAAAUAAUAAUAAUAAAAAGAGGUCCCCUCUCAACACCUUGCUGCUGCCCUUCUCUCCUCCUCUGUCCACCUCCUCCUCCACCCUGAGACUGCAAAUAGGAGGUGACUCCCAGAGGAGGAGGGAUGGGAAGGCUCUCGCUGACUUGUGGACUUCAAGUCAAGGAACAGGAUGGGGCAGGAGGGCUGCCCUCACUUCCCUCUCUUCUCCAUUUUGUUUUGUUUUGUUUGACUCUUGGAGCCACUUGGGACAGACCUGGACACAGCAAACCCCAGCCAUGAUUCCACAUGCACUCUGCCAUGGGCAUUGGAAGAGGAAGAUCCUUCAGAACAACUCUGCUCCAGUCAAGGUCCACCCAGGACCCACUCACCAGACACCCACUGCACCUCCCUUCCUUGUGCCCCACUCCACAGUACAGAACCACUGUCAGGUCUGAGUAUACACUCUUCCCCCACGUCUCCUUACCCAACAAUUCCAUCUGACCGCCCACACGGGCCUCCCAUUCACACCGUUGUACAGAGACCAAGAGCAGAAAUUGUUUGUACAUAAUGAACCUUAUUUUGUAUUAUUGCCGACCCCUUAAGAUAUUGUAUUUUGGAGACUCUCUGAUCUUAUUUUCAGUAUUGUAUUUUAUUAAGAGUUAGUGCGGGCUUGGCCUCUAUGAAUUUCCACCCUUUUGGGGACUCUUUUUUCCCCAUAUAACCCAGCAGCUGCCUUUUCCUUUGUUUUGUUUUGUUUUAAAUCACUUUUUUCCUCCUGUCACUUGCUCUGCUUUCGCUUUGGAGAAGCAAAAUUAAAAAAAAAGAUGCAGCAUCA
This is a messenger RNA of Trachemys scripta elegans, 4025 nucleotides long. It is a transcript of the gene CREB3L1, whose product is annotated as cAMP responsive element binding protein 3 like 1. Gene Ontology annotation, molecular function: DNA-binding transcription factor activity, RNA polymerase II-specific; cAMP response element binding. Lineage: Eukaryota; Metazoa; Chordata; Testudines; Emydidae. The transcript is spliced from 12 exons. Gene Ontology annotation, biological process: regulation of transcription by RNA polymerase II. The record is from RefSeq and is a predicted model, not a curated record. Bases 467 to 2002 code for a protein of 511 amino acids.